Grosmannia clavigera kw1407 is the source of this 990-nucleotide messenger RNA. Its product is annotated as nup57-like nuclear pore protein. Bases 1 to 990 code for a protein of 329 amino acids. Gene Ontology annotation, cellular component: nuclear pore central transport channel; nuclear pore. NCBI's taxonomy places the organism in Eukaryota, Fungi, Ascomycota, Sordariomycetes, Ophiostomatales, Ophiostomataceae. Gene Ontology annotation, biological process: NLS-bearing protein import into nucleus; nuclear pore organization; protein localization to nuclear inner membrane. The record is from RefSeq and is a predicted model, not a curated record. The transcript has 3 exons. Gene Ontology annotation, molecular function: structural constituent of nuclear pore.
AUGUCCUUGUUUGGGGCAAAGCCCACGACUGGACUGUUCGGCAGCAGCACGACGGCAGCAUCGCCCUUUGGACAGCCAGCAACCAACGCCCAACCAACGGGUGGCCUUUUCGGCACGGCGACGGCAGCUACAGCACCGACCGGAGGCCUUUUUGGAAGCUCGACAGCAACAAAGCCAGCCGGCGGCUUGUUUGGCGCUUCUACACAGGCUACGCAGCCUUCGGGAGUGGAGAAGCCGAUCCCGGAUCAGAUUGCCACGCUCAUGGGUAAGUGGCGGCCGGACGUGCCGACGACGGUUUUCAAGGAGUACUUUUACAACAAGGUGGACGAGAGCCGGGUGCCGUUUUUUCAGCCGCAGGCGUUUGAGAACCCACGCGAUUGGGAGGAGGCGCUGCAGAACAAGCCGGCGCCGGGCUACUUGCCGGUGCUGUGCACGGGCUUUGAGGGUCUGGCGACGCGGCUGCAGCUGCAGCGGCGCACGGUGGCGGCGUUCAACGCAGGCCUGCACGAGAUCAACACGAAGCUAGACUCCAUCUUGUCGCAACACGACCUGCAGACGAGUGUGCGGGCGCUGGCGGCGCGGCGGCGACACGCCGAGCUGAGCCGGCGGGUGCUGGCGCUGGCCGCCAAGACGCAGGUGCUGCGCAACCGGGGCUACGCCCUGUCGGGUGACGAGGAUGACCUGAAGCAGAAGCUGCAGGCGAUCGAGAAGACGAUGCAAGACCCGGCACUGAGCGCGCGCAUGGAGGAGCUGUGGAGCCGGCUGAUCGUGCUGCGCAACUAUGCUGAUGCGCUGCGGGUGGAGGUGAACAAGCGCGGCGUGCGCGAGGAGGAGGGUCUAGGCGAGGACGUCGAGGCAAAGGCAAAGAAGAUCGUCGAGGACUAUGAGAAGCAACUGCAGCACCUCAAGAAGGAGGUGGAGCAGAUCAAGGUAGACUUUGAGACGUGGCAGAAAGACAACCCACAGGCCGGGUUUGCGGCAGCUCGGUAA